GGAGGAGAGUCUGACUCGGCGUUUUCUCCCCGGUGACAGAGGCAAUCUCAACGGCGCAUCUCCCCCGGAUAGGCGCUCCUCCUCCCCUCCCUUCUCCUCCUCCUCCUCCUCUUCUCCUCUCCAGCCCCUCCGCGGCUGCAGCCCACCGACCAUGGCCUUGGUGACACUGCAGCGCUCUCCCACCCCCAGUGCAGCAUCCUCGGCGAGCACCACCAACAGCAGCGCGGGGGAGGAUUUUGGAAGUGACGAUGACAGGAAAAAUAAUCAAAGCCUCAGCGAGAGUUUCUUCAUGGUCAAAGGAGCCGCCCUCUUCCUCCAGCAGGGCGGCAGCACACAGGGCCCAAAGACUCCGACGCACCACAAACAUGCAGGUGAUUUACCUCAACACCUGCAGGUCAUGUUUAAGAUCCUCCGGUCUGAAGAUCGCAUUAAGCUGGCCGUGCGUUUAGAGAGCAGCUGGUCAGAUCGAGUGCGCUACAUGGUCGUCAUCUACACCAGCGGCCAUCAAGACACAGAAGAAAACAUUCUUCUAGGAAUGGACUUCAAUGACAAGGACAGUAAAAAUUGUUCCAUCGGGAUGGUGCUGCCACUGUGGAGUGACACCAACAUACAUUUGGAUGGAGAUGGGGGUUUCAGUGUGAACACAGCAGGGCGGUCGCAUGUCUUCAAGCCUGUGUCUGUGCAGGCCAUGUGGUCUGCCCUGCAGGUCCUCCACAAGGCAUGCGAGGUGUCGCGCCGAUUCAACUACUUCCCAGGAGGCAUUGCGCUCACGUGGAUGGCCUUCUAUGAGAGCGGCAUCACAUCGGAGCAAAGCUGCAUCAAUGAGUGGAACGCUAUGACCGACCUGGAGACCACCCGGCCGGACUCGCCCACCAUGUUCGUUGACCGGCCAACGGAGCGAGAGAGGACAGAGUGUCUCAUCAAAGCCAAGCUACGCAACAUCAUGACGUUUCAAGACCUGGAGAACAUCACCUCAAAGGAGAUCCGUAACGAGCUGGAGCAGCACAUGAGCUGCAACCUGAAGGAGUACAAGGAGUUCAUCGACAACGAGAUGCUUCUGAUCCUGGGUCAGAUGGACAAGGCCACGCUCAUCUUUGACCACGUCUAUCUGGGCUCUGAAUGGAACGCCUCCAACCUGGAAGAACUUCGGGACUGUGGAGUGGGUUACAUUCUCAACGUUACCAGAGAGAUCGACAACUUCUUCCCAGGGAUGUUCUCUUACCACAACGUCCGCGUGUACGACGAGGACGCCACCGACCUCCUGGCGCACUGGAACGACACCUACAACUUCAUCGUCAAAGCCAAGAAGAAUAAUUCCAAGUGCCUGGUGCACUGUAAGAUGGGGGUGAGCCGGUCUGCCUCGACAGUGAUCGCCUAUGCAAUGAAGGAGUACGGCUGGUCCCUGGAGAAGGCGUACAACUUUGUCAAGCAGAGACGGAGCAUAGCGCAGCCAAACGCCGGCUUCAUGAGGCAGCUGGCCGAGUACGAGGGAAUCCUGGACGCCAGUAAACAGCGUCACAACAAGCUGUGGAGGCCCGGGACUGACGAGGAGGGGUCAGAUGAUCUGCAGGCGUCCGGCCACUGCACUGGAGGCGGGGAGACGCCGGUGCUCCGAGGGGAGGAGGCCUGGGGGGGCUGCGGGGCGUCGCCCUGCCGGGGGAUGGGUCUGGAAAUGGAGCCGCUGGACUCGCUGAACUAUAACUACUACUUCAGACGUCUGUCGGACUCCGCUCUGGACAGCGAGCCCUCCACCCCGGUGCGGGGGCCCCCCCUGCUCGGCAUGGAGAGAGUUUUCAUCGAGAUUGAAGACGUGGAGAGAGACGCCCUGCUGGAAGACGAGGGUUUCCCCAUGGCGCACCUGGCCCUGCCUGGCGAGGGCACGGCAGCCCAGACCUGCGGCCGCCUCGACCCCCUGGAGGACAUGAGGCUGAGGCUGGAGUUCAGCACUUUGGAGGAAGAGGAUGAAGAGGAAGCCAAGAAAGAGGAGGCCGAAAUGGCGGCCCUGGCUCAAACGCCUGGAAACUCGGACGGGAGGAAGGUGGGGGAGGAGCCCGAGAGGAGCGAGGAAAGCCGUUUAGGUCUCGCCAACCUGAACACCAACAACAGCAACCGCCUGGCUGCCAAACGCAGCUGCCCCGCAGCUUUCGAUGACAGCGCCAGCACUGGAAACCCUUUAAAGGUGAAGCCCUCCUACCAGUCCUGUAAAGACUGCAUGCGUCUCCCGCAAGGGCGGCGCUGCGACCGUCCGUCAGGAGGCCGCUCCCACCGCCUUAACCCCUCCCGCCACUGCGCCGUCCCCUCCAUAUGCAUCGACCCGCCGGGGACGACCUUCGCCUCCACGCCGAUCCUGCAGUCCCUGCCCAACCCCGCCGUCGGCUUGGUCCAGCCCUGCGCUCAGCUCUACCGCUGCGCCACCUGCGCCCCGGGGGUCCCCUGCGGACCGCUCAGCAACCACCAGAAACUGGCUUCGCCCAUGAGCUGCGAGGAGACGCUCCCCGACUACGGCCCGGGGGAGACGGAGGACAUGGAGGAGCACGGGGAUCGGGUAUCGAGCGGGAGCGGCGAGAUGAGCUCCGAGGGUCCGGUGGAGCUGCCGCCGCUGCAGAUGCCGGGACUGGGGAUUAACUUCGGGCUGGAGCUGAUGCGGCAGCGGGCGGAGCAGCUGGAGAAGAUGCCGAGCCUCGGUAUGGAGGGCCAGCUCCCGGUGGGGCCCCUGCCUUGA
Molecule: messenger RNA, 2722 nt
Organism: Salarias fasciatus (jewelled blenny)
Lineage: Eukaryota; Metazoa; Chordata; Actinopteri; Blenniiformes; Blenniidae
Gene: ssh1b
Product: slingshot protein phosphatase 1b
Exons: 15
Coding region: 152-2722 (856 amino acids)
Biological process (GO): negative regulation of actin filament polymerization; protein dephosphorylation
Molecular function (GO): phosphatase activity; actin binding
Source: RefSeq, a predicted model, not a curated record